Messenger RNA from Colletotrichum chrysophilum, 654 nucleotides. RefSeq lists its product as uncharacterized. NCBI's taxonomy places the organism in Eukaryota, Fungi, Ascomycota, Sordariomycetes, Glomerellales, Glomerellaceae. The transcript has a single exon. The record is from RefSeq and is a predicted model, not a curated record. Bases 1 to 654 code for a protein of 217 amino acids.
AUGCAGGACGCAGGCAGUGGAGGCAAGGCAGGCGAUGCGCCUUCGAACGCGGCAGGAGAGGCGAGUAAUCCCUUGGAGGAGGAGGAGGAAUACAUCCCGAGUCUCCGAGCCAAUGCGCAGGCAAUGGCCAUUUUCGUACCACUGGAAGAAUCCCUCUUUGAGCCUUCUGAAGCACCCAAGACCAAUGGCGAGCGUCUCGAAAAGACCAUCGACAAGCUGGACAAGCACUUUGCGGCGGUGCAGGAAAACAUCAUGUUCGUCUAUGAGCGAGAGCGGCGUCGCAUCAUUCAGGUUGCGAAGAAAAUGGAAACGGUGAACGGGCCUGUUGAGACAGACACUUCUCUCACGCCUCACGACCAGGAGGUCUUGCAGGCCUACAUCGAAGCACCGUUGCCGCCUGGCGCCAACUACGCUGCUUACCACAGCCGAAUUCAGACGACAUACACAGCUCCUGUCGCGCCACCAGAAAAUUUGCCGGCUAGGCAAGGUGCCAUUCAGUGGUCUCUAUACAACGCGGGCCAGGAGCUCGUUCAGAUUUAUGGCUAUCAUGAACACGCUGAGAACAUAUUGGCCGGGUAUCGGGCGGCUCUCAAGAAGGAAGUUGAUGCAGGUGCUACCAAAGACGGAAGUGGAGGCGAGACAUCCCAGUCUUGA